AUGGGUGAAGGCUUGGUUGCUCAACGACAAGCUGAGGAUAAAGCUGCGUGGGACGCCUACUGGAAGGUUCGCGAUAUCGAAUCCCGCGGCUCAUUCUACCCAAGAGCUCGCUAUUUGGCUCAUAAGGCAUUUGAUAAGCCGGCGACAUGGUUUAGAGAGAAAAUUGUCGAGCCAUUGAAUAACAAAAACCGCCUACCCUAUUACCAUCGUCAACUCAAUCGUGUUCCGGAGAUCGAUGAAUGCGGUGUGAAUGACAAGGCGUGCUUCUAUGAAGCGAAUGAGCAAUAUCGACUCGACAAAAUGGUUGAUGGAUUCAUUCUUCAGAUUCUUCGCCAGCGUGUCGAUAGAUGCAUGUUGUACAAUAAUCCGGACCAUUCUCCAUGCGUUAAGAUGAUUGAGGAUAUGGAAGAGAAUGAGCUCAACUUCUUCAUUAAAUAUGGCGAACUCGGCGGCGAGACGGAUGUUCGCGAUGCUUAUAUGAAGCAGAAGCAUCGAUUGAUUUGGGAGCGACGCCAUCCGGAGAUCAUGGAAGAGCGCGCGAAGAAGCUCGCCGAGCACAAGGAGAAGCUCGCGAACGGCGAAUUCGACUAUUCGUUCUGGAAGAAGGGCAUGUUCUAUCAGGACAAGAAGAACUACGAGCCGAACUACGAGUUCUUUUUGUCGAAAUCGCCGCUCGAAGGCGACAAGCCGCUGUCGAAGGAUUGGCAAUACUACAAGAAGGUGGCGCAAGAUGCCGAUUUCGACAAAGAGCAGGGAAAGAAAUCGGAAUUCCGUCUCUUCUAG
Messenger RNA from Caenorhabditis bovis, 783 nucleotides. The record is from the annotation of a GenBank genome assembly. NCBI's taxonomy places the organism in Eukaryota, Metazoa, Nematoda, Chromadorea, Rhabditida, Rhabditidae.